GCGAUGGAUUACCUUUCUAAGCCUGGCCUCGUCAACCUAAUUGCCGGAGUCGCCUGUGGGGUAUGCCUGGGCUGGGGCCUUCGGAGACGGUUGUUCCGCCCGUCCAAAGCCAGAUUGACCAUGGUUGCCAAUGAACUGGGUGUCGAGGCCAGCACUAUGGGCGAAAGUGGUGAAUUCAAGAUGGUGAUCGUGGUCCGUACUGACCUGAAGAUGGGCAAGGGCAAAGUGGCCGCCCAGUGCUCCCACGCCGCCGUGGCGACCUACAAGCAACUCCUGCGCCUCAACCCCGAACUCCUGAAGCAGUGGGAGUAUUGUGGCCAGCCGAAGGUGGUCCUGAGGGCUCCCGAUGAGGAAACUCUCCAGCAGCUCAUGGCAGAGGCCAAAGCACUGGGCUUGGCGGUCAGCUUAAUCCAGGAUGCAGGACGCACGCAGAUCGCCCGAGGCUGCCGGACUGUCCUGGGCAUCGGGCCGGGACCAGCAGAGAUUGUGGAUAAAGUUUCUGGCCACUUAAAACUUUUUUGA
Euleptes europaea (tarantolino) is the source of this 522-nucleotide messenger RNA. It is a transcript of the gene PTRH2, whose product is annotated as peptidyl-tRNA hydrolase 2. Gene Ontology annotation, molecular function: peptidyl-tRNA hydrolase activity. Gene Ontology annotation, cellular component: mitochondrion; cytosol. The transcript has a single exon. Lineage: Eukaryota; Metazoa; Chordata; Lepidosauria; Squamata; Sphaerodactylidae. The record is from RefSeq and is a predicted model, not a curated record. Bases 4 to 522 code for a protein of 172 amino acids. Gene Ontology annotation, biological process: negative regulation of anoikis; positive regulation of anoikis.